AUGCGCAUCACCACGGUGACCGGCCUCCCCAGCCCCUCCCCCCUCCUGCUCCUCUUGCCCCAGCUGCUGUUGUGGCUCCUCCUCCCUGGCCCUGAGAUAGUACAAGCUGCCUCCUCCUGUCCUCCCCCUUGCAGCUGCUCCAAUCAAGCCAGUAGAGUCAUUUGUACUCGGCGGAAUCUAGAGGAGGUGCCCGAGAGUAUUUCUGUCAACACACGAUACCUCAACUUACAGGAGAACUCAAUACAGGUUAUAAAGUCAGACACAUUCAAGCACCUGAGACACCUAGAAAUACUCCAACUCUCUAAGAACCAUAUCCGUCAGAUUGAGGUGGGUGCCUUCAAUGGCCUCCCCAACCUCAACACACUGGAGCUGUUUGACAACCGACUCACGCUGGUGCCCUCGCAAGCCUUCGAGUACCUUAGCAAGCUACGUGAACUGUGGCUACGCAACAACCCUAUCGAGACGCUGCCAGGCUACGCUUUCCACCGCGUGCCCUCACUGCGCCGACUGGAUCUCGGUGAACUUAAGAAGCUAGACUAUAUCUCAGACGCUGCCUUUGUUGGCCUGGUCAACCUGCGCUACCUGAACCUGGGCAUGUGUGGCCUGAAGGACAUCCCAAACUUGACGCCACUGGUGCGGCUGGAGGAGCUGGAGCUGUCUGGGAAUCGGCUGGAGAUCAUCCGACCUGGAUCUUUCCAGGGGCUGGUGUCACUUCGCAAACUAUGGCUUAUGCAUUCACAGAUGUCUGUCAUUGAACGUAAUGCUUUUGAUGACCUCAAGAACCUGGAGGAGCUUAAUCUGUCUCACAAUUCCUUGCACUCGCUGCCCCAUGACCUAUUCACACCGUUACACCAGCUUGAAAGAGUUCACCUCAAUCACAACCCCUGGGUCUGUAACUGUGACAUACUGUGGCUUAGCUGGUGGCUGAAGGAAACCGUGCCAAGCAACACCACCUGCUGUGCCCGAUGCCAUGCACCACCGUACCUGAAAGGCCGGUACAUUGGUGAGUUGGACCAGAGUCACUUCACCUGCUAUGCCCCUGUCAUUGUGGAACCACCUACUGACCUGAAUGUGACCGAAGGCAUGGCCGCUGAGCUGAAGUGCCGCACGGGAACCUCCAUGACCUCCGUCAACUGGAUAACACCAAAUGGCACGCUCAUGACACAUGGCUCGUACCGCGUCAGGAUCUCAGUCCUACACGAUGGGACACUGAACUUCACCAACGUUACACUGCGUGACACUGGUCAGUACACAUGCAUGGUGACCAACUCCGCAGGCAACACAACAGCCACGGCUGUGCUCAAUGUCACUGCUGCAGACGUCAGUGUGAACUACACUUACUUCACCACCGUAACCGUGGAAACUGUUGAUCCUAAUGGAGAGGUGGGCCCAGCCCUGCGCACAAUCAAUGCCACUUUCAUCCGCAUCCCAAGCCCUACUCCCUCCGGCCAUGUGUGGCCUGAGGACAUACCUACCACAGCCUCCUCCCUGUCAGCAUCCUGGUCCUCCUCCUCUCCUCGGGCCACAAAGCCCACAUUCACUGUCCCUGUCUUUGAGCCCAGCUAUCCCUCAGGGCUGGAUGACGUCAUGAAGACCACAAAGAUUAUUAUUGGCUGCUUCGUAGCUAUCACUUUUAUGGCUGCAGUCAUGCUGGUGGUUUUCUACAAGCUGAGGAAACAGCACCAGUUGCACAAGCACCAUGGCCCAGCACGUGCCAUUGAAAUCAUCAAUGUGGAGGAUGAGAUUGGAGCAGGAGCUGGUGUCCGUGGCAGUGGCAUCUCUGGAGGCUCCACUGUACCACAGGCUGGAGGUAGCGGCAGCAGUGGAGGUGGACAGAGCCUGCGACUUCACCAUCCUGAAAUUGUCAACCUGCCAAACCUAGCUCGGGCAGAGCAUCUCAACCACUAUUACAAGGCUCACCACUUCAACAACAACAUGAUGGGCUUUGGUUUGGGCGGGAGCUCCAGUGUUGGCCUGAACAACAACAACAACCCCUCACCCUGCUCCCAGGCUCCCCAGACCACCUCCAUCCCCUGUGCUCAAGUGCAAGUGUCAUCAGGGGGCAGUGUGCCCACACCCUCGUCAGUGCCCCUGCCAACUCUGGGCAUCCACAGCUCUCUGAAGGGACUGAUGGGUAAAGGUCAGAACCCUCAGAUUGAGCCUCUGCUCUUUAAAAGUGGCUCUAAGGAGAAUGUGCAAGAGACUCAAAUAUGA
Chanos chanos (milkfish) is the source of this 2214-nucleotide messenger RNA. It is a transcript of the gene lrrc4ba, whose product is annotated as leucine rich repeat containing 4Ba. Gene Ontology annotation, biological process: regulation of postsynaptic density assembly; regulation of presynapse assembly; synaptic membrane adhesion. The transcript is spliced from 2 exons. NCBI's taxonomy places the organism in Eukaryota, Metazoa, Chordata, Actinopteri, Gonorynchiformes, Chanidae. Gene Ontology annotation, cellular component: glutamatergic synapse; postsynaptic density membrane; plasma membrane. The coding region runs from base 1 to 2214 and encodes 737 amino acids. Gene Ontology annotation, molecular function: signaling receptor binding. The record is from RefSeq and is a predicted model, not a curated record.